AUCCUAUCACGGCCCAGGACGGGAUUGGGGGGCAGAACCCGGAACCUUUCAGCCAGCGCGUUUUCUGUCCCCGGGCGGAAGAGGUUAGCUGGAGCUCCAUGGAGAUGGGGUUCGAGUGGCCGUGGCAGUACAACUUUCCCCCCUUCUACACGUUACAGCCUAAUGUUGACACCAGACAGAAGCAGCUGUCAGCAUGGACUUCCUUAGUCCUUUCCUACUGCAGGCACAACAAGCUAUACACAAUGAAUGUAAUGGAAAUCCAGGAGAGCCCAUUGUUUAACAAUAAGAAAAUACAGAGAAAGCUUUCUUUAGAAUCUGUCCAGGUUGUUUUAGAAGAACUCAGGAGAAAAGGUAACCUCGAAUGGAUGGAUAAAAACAAAUCCAGGUUUUUGAUUAUGUGGAGGAAGCCUGAUGAGUGGGGAAAAGUCAUUUAUCAAUGGGUCUCAAAAAAUGGAAUGACCAAUUCUGUAUUCACACUUUAUGAGUUAAUAGCCGGUGAUGACACUGAAGGAGAAGAAUUCCAUGGCCUGGAUGAGACCAUGCUUCUGCGAUCACUGGAGGCACUGCAGCUGGAGCACAGAGCUGAGAUCAUCACGCUAAAUGACAGCAGGGGCGUGAAGUUCUUUUAACAAAGUCUACCAGAUGGAUCUAGAAACACUUUUUUUUAGGAAGAGGGGAAGUCCAAUGACCAUGUUGUCCUUCAAUAGCAGGAAGCUCAUUUGUUCUGGGGUGGAGACCCAUGCAUUUAAAGCGGCUUGCAACGGAUGUAAAUGUUUGGAGAUGCAGCUAUAUUUUUACUCUGCAUUGUGUGUGCCUGUAUGACUGGGACCUUGUGUGUGAUGACGCUACUUUGUCUUUACACUUAUUUCUGAAUAAAUUCGCAAAAUGAUCUAAAAAAAACAAA
Messenger RNA from Bombina bombina (fire-bellied toad), 904 nucleotides. RefSeq names its product vacuolar protein sorting 25 homolog (gene VPS25). NCBI's taxonomy places the organism in Eukaryota, Metazoa, Chordata, Amphibia, Anura, Bombinatoridae. Gene Ontology annotation, biological process: protein transport to vacuole involved in ubiquitin-dependent protein catabolic process via the multivesicular body sorting pathway. Gene Ontology annotation, cellular component: ESCRT II complex. The record is from RefSeq and is a predicted model, not a curated record. Gene Ontology annotation, molecular function: protein homodimerization activity; structural molecule activity. Bases 99 to 629 code for a protein of 176 amino acids. The transcript is spliced from 6 exons.